Monosiga brevicollis MX1 is the source of this 1062-nucleotide messenger RNA. RefSeq lists its product as uncharacterized. Gene Ontology annotation, molecular function: UDP-glucose:hexose-1-phosphate uridylyltransferase activity; zinc ion binding. The annotation marks the transcript as partial. Gene Ontology annotation, cellular component: cytoplasm. Gene Ontology annotation, biological process: beta-D-galactose catabolic process via UDP-galactose, Leloir pathway. NCBI's taxonomy places the organism in Eukaryota, Choanoflagellata, Craspedida, Salpingoecidae. The transcript is spliced from 14 exons. The record is from RefSeq and is a predicted model, not a curated record.
UUUGACCCCGAUGAUCAUUCCCAUCGUCGCUUCAACCCGCUCCUGGAUGAAUGGGUCCUGGUCUCUCCGCAUCGCAUGAAGCGACCGUGGAAAGGCGCGAUUGAAGACCCUUUUGACUUUGCCAGCAUCCCCAAGCAUGAUCCCACCAACCCCCUGGCUCCCGGUGGGCCUCGCCCGGGUGGAUUGCACAACCCCAUGUAUGAGUGCACUUACGUGUUUGACAACGACUUUCCUAGCCUGACCGACUCGCUUCCCCAACCAAGUAUGCUCCGCAACGAGCUCAUGCAGCUUGCUGGCGUGCGCGGCUGCUGCCGAGUCAUGUGCUUUCAUCCAGACAGCAACGUGACGCUGCCCCUCAUGACCGUGGCGGAGAUUCGCAAGGUCAUCGACACUUGGGCAGAGCAGAUGAUCGAUCUCGGUUCGCGCUUCAAGUGGGUUCAGCUUUUUGAGAACAAGGGGCAAGCCAUGGGUUGCUCCAACCCGCACCCACACUGCCAGAUUUGGGCCACGGGACAUCUGCCCAAUACGGCUGCGCGCAAGGAUCAAGCUCAGCUGGCUUGGUUCAAAAAGCACGGCUCACCCAUGUUGAUGGAUUACAUCAAGCUGGAGCUCGAGGCCAAGGAGCGCAUUGUGGUUGAAAACGAGCAUUGGUGUGCCGUUGUGCCUUGGUGGGCGUUGUGGCCAUAUGAGACGCUUGUGCUGCCCAAGCGUCACGUUCUUCGACUGCAAGACCUCACGCCAGAGGAGCGCGACGCCUGCGCCGAUAUCACAAAGCGCCUGACAAUCAAGUACGACAACCUCUUCCAAACAUCUUUCCCCUAUUCCAUGGGCUGGCACGGUGCACCAACUGGUGAGAUCCCGACAUCUUAUUGCCAGCACUGGCAGCUGCAUGCCAUCUACUAUCCCCCUCUUUUGCGCUCGGCUUCGGUCAAGAAAUUUAUGGUGGGUUAUGAGCUGCACGCUGAAGCACAACGUGAUCUCACUGCCGAGCAGGCGGCACGCAAGUUGCGGGAUCUUCCUGCCGAACACUACUUUACCGCCCAGCAGAAAGCAGCUGAAUAA